Molecule: messenger RNA, 2255 nt
Organism: Epinephelus lanceolatus (giant grouper)
Lineage: Eukaryota; Metazoa; Chordata; Actinopteri; Perciformes; Serranidae
Source: RefSeq, a predicted model, not a curated record
AUGACAAAUAAGAUGAGCACCUUGAUGAACCUCAUGAAGGAAAUAAGUGAAAUCAAGAAGAAAAAUGAGGAGCAUGAGAACAGAAUUAUUUCUUUAGAGAACCGCUUGCUGGACUUGGAGCAGUACUCAAGAAUUAAUGAUUUUAUUGUGACAGGACUAAAAAUCAAACCAAAAUCAUAUUCCAAAGCGGUGGAGGGAGAAGACCUACAAGAUAAGGACAGACAUGACGAGUCAACUGAAGCCCAAGAACAGAGAGGAAGAGAGGAACUUAUACGUCACCACCGUGACAAAUCCUUCACAACAUCUGGAUCUUUAAAAAUUCAUCAAAGAGUUCAAACUGGAGAGAAACCAUACAGCUGCGACCAAUGUGAGAAAACAUUUUUGCGCUGCAGUGCCCUCAAAGCCCAUCAACGCAUUCACAUUGAAGGGGAACUGUCCAGUUUUUUCCAAAGUGGGAAGGAUUUCACAGAGUCAGGGAGCUCAAAAAAACAAGACAUUGACACAGCAGAGAAACUGUUUAGCUGUGAUCAAUGUGAGAAAGCUUUCACCACUCUACGUAGCUUAAAAAGUCACCACUGUGUUCACACUGCAGAGAAGUCACACUGCUGUGACCAAUGUGGGAAAACUUUUUCGCAACGCACGUCCUUUGAAACUCACCAAAGAAUUCACACAGGAGAGAAACCGUACAGCUGUGAUCAAUGUGGCAAAGCUUUCACACAGUUGAGUAACUUGACAACCCAUCAACGCAGUCACACAGGAGAGAAACGCAACAGGUGUGGUCUAUGUGGCAAAGCCUUUGCAAAGUCACGGGACUUAAAAAUCCACCAACGUAUUCAUACGGGAGAGAAACCCUACAGCUGUGAUCAAUGUGGCAAAGCCUUUGCACAGUCAGGGGCCUUAAAAAACCACCAACGUAUUCACACAGGAGAGAAACCCUACAGCUGUGAUCAAUGUGGCAAAGCCUUUACACAGUCAGGGGCCUUAAAAAACCACCAACGUAUUCACACAGGAGAGAAACCGUACUGGUGUGAUCAAUGUGGCAAAGCCUUUGCACUGUCAGGGGCCUUAAAAAGCCACCAACGUAUUCACACAGGAGAGAAACCGUACAGCUGUGAUCAAUGUGGCAAAGCUUUUGCACGGCCAUGGACAUUAAUAAGCCACCAACGUAUUCACACAGGAGAGAAACCGUACUGGUGUGAUCAAUGUGGAAGAUUAUUUGCCCGGUGCAGUACUUUGAGAACCCACCAAUGCCGGCAUGCAGGAGAGAACCUGUACAGCUGUGACUAGUGUGAGAAAGCUUUUAUUGAACGGUAUGACCUAGAAAUCCACCAUGUUCACACCAGAGAGAACCCGUCCUGAUGUGACCAAUGUUGGUAGUGACAUUAAAGCCCACAAAUGUGUUUACCCUGCAUUGUUUUGGACAUUUUCAGGGCCAGGCAAACAUCUUCCUACUGCUUCCUCCCCAUGCCCUGAUAGCUGUGUUGAUUUCUUACUUUUGUCUUUGAUUAUUUUUAUCUGUUUUUUAUUUCAACUGUAACCCUAUGUUGGACCACCAGAUUCCUCCCUGUAGGACUCCCUUGUGUGAGAGCUGAUCACAAACUUUUCAUAAUCAAUCAUGCAACUGUCCGGGGCAAUGUUGCGGCUCACAAUGCACCCGACCCUGAAGCGUAUCUCUGCGACUGGUGAGCCCACAGGAUGGUGACUCCAUGUUGAUCUUUGGGACUGUGCCCCACCGAGCCCCAUGAGUCAAGUCCAUGUAGAUAUAUAUAGGCUGAUUGACCAAAUAAGCAUUUGAAAACUGAUAUUGAUGCCUCUUACCAUGACUGUGAUCAAAGUAUUUGCAUCAGCCUGAGAUCUCUGUCACAGACAGGCUCUGCAGUCUCAGACGCUGACUCAACAUGCUGAAUGAAAUGUUUAGUGACUUGACUGAUUUUUGGUCCCGUGUGCAGCUUCCUUCUCUAGCCUGCCUCCAGAAGGGGGCUCUGUUUGUGUUGUCAUGGCGAGGUGCUCCAGGUCUGAUCCAUCAUGGUCUGUUGACGCACCGUUAGUCUGGCUCAGGGGCGAUUCUAGGAUCAGAGGUUUAGGGGUGCUGAGCACCCAGAGAGCUGCCCGGCCAGGCAAAAUAAAUUUCACUGUUCUGUACAUUGUAACGCAAUGUCAUUCCCACAUUUGUGAAAGUAAAGCACAACACUUUUUGGGAAAGUCUGUGACUAAACCAUCAAAUCUGAUAAAGGUUAUUUAAAUUCUGAGCUACA